Messenger RNA from Anastrepha obliqua, 4779 nucleotides. It is a transcript of the gene Ca-Ma2d, whose product is annotated as voltage-dependent calcium channel subunit alpha-2/delta-3. Gene Ontology annotation, cellular component: voltage-gated calcium channel complex. Lineage: Eukaryota; Metazoa; Arthropoda; Insecta; Diptera; Tephritidae. The coding region runs from base 891 to 4508 and encodes 1205 amino acids. Gene Ontology annotation, molecular function: voltage-gated calcium channel activity. The record is from RefSeq and is a predicted model, not a curated record. The transcript is spliced from 14 exons.
GAAAAUCUUCCAACUUUGAGAAAACACACCAACCAACGACCAACUGUGGCCCGGUGCGCGAUUAAUAGAUAGUUGCAACAACAACAUCCCCAACGUCAACGACGACGACGACGAAAAGCCAUCACACAACAAUAACAAAAUACAGAGUAGCUUAUACGAAACGACCGCACAAACACACGCAUAUAUAUUCGUACAUACGACUACAUCAGCAUACACACAAACGUACACCGAGUUUUAUAUAUAGAAAAUUUACGCACAGCUGAAAAAUUUCCUUUUGGUGAAACAGUGAAUUUCGGUGCGGUUUUCCUUCAUAAGUUCACGUAUCGAUGAGAUUUUUCAUUGUGAAUUUUUGGUAGUGGAAAAAGUGUUGAAAAUCUUGUAAUUGUGCAACAAGAGCCACAAUGAAAUUUAUUACAACAAAGUGAAUUGUGUUCUAAACAAAUAAACACAAAAUCUGGGCAUGUCAAAGUUUAAAUGUAGCUGCUGCUAUAAUCGUUCGUUCGUCGCGUCAACACUUCCAUUUUCGGGACUCCACCCAGUUUUGUGGUCACCGAAAUAAUAUACAAAAUACGUAGUUCUAAGAAGAAGAAGAAGCAGCAGCAGUACUUAGAACAAGCAAUCACAUUGCGUCUAGCCAAAUAGGCUAAUGAGGCCAUAAAUACAUAUGUACAGAUGCAAAUAUAUUUGUGCCAGUGGGUGUGUGCGCGAUCUAAGUAGUUAAUAAGCUUGAUUGCAGAUUGAAAGCAGAUCUUUAAGAAACCAGUAAAUAUUUUGUUGUAGUAAUUCUUGGUCGAAAAGUGUAUAUCAAUAGUGUCGUGUGUUUGAACUUGUGUAGCCGCGCCGUUUGCGACGCCCGCAACGCUCGAAAUAGCAGGGAAAAUGCUAGAAAAAUGCCCAAGAUGCUCACAUGCGACAAGUUGAUGACACAUUUUACUGUCAUUGUGACCGCAUUCCUGCUACUUCAUUGCAUUGGGUUUUCACCGUUUACGCCGCAGACGUUGCGCGCCGUUGAGGCCACUCCCGAGGAUGAAGCCAUUGGCAAAUGGGCGAUGCAAUUUGGCGAUGAAUUGUGGGAAUUAGCGCAACGUAUGACCAAAUCGCAAGAGAUUAAGGCCAAAUACAAAGAAUACAAUGCUCGCGUGGAAUUGAAAAAUGGCACCGAACUCAUCAAAUCCAUCACAGUGAACGUGGGGCGCAUGUUUUCGCGUAAAAUGGAUGCGGUACGUUGCAUUCAACAGAAAGCCGAGGCGGUCAACGAAGAAUUUGAAUUUAAUUAUACAAACGCAGUGGAAACGUUCAAGUACUACUCAAGCAAAUUCUCGAUGUUCGAGGGCAAAAUAGCAGAGAAUUUGCCGAAAGAGAUUGAGAUUCCUUCCUGGAAGUAUUUGAAUUUCACGCUAAAUCCGGAUACGCACUUUUAUAAUAUAUCUGUAGAUACAGAGCAUAGUUCCGUCCAUGUACCGUCUAACAUAUAUGAUGGCCUCUACGAGGUGCUCAAGACAAUUAUGUGGUCUGAGAUUCUGGAUGAGGUCUUUCGGCAAAACUAUCAAUCAGAUCCCGCAUUGUCGUGGCAAUAUUUCGGUUCCGAUACUGGCAUACUUCGGCAUUAUCCCGGCUUACAAUGGCAAAGUCUUAGCAACAGUGAGGAUGCCGACACCUAUGAUUGCCGCAAACGUUCGUGGUAUAUUGAAACGGCCACCUGUUCCAAGGAUAUUGUUAUACUAUUGGACAAUUCUGGUUCGAUGAGCGGUUUCCGCAACCAUGUUGCCAAAUUCACUAUACGCAGUAUUUUGGACACUUUCUCGAAUAAUGAUUUUUUUACGAUCUACAACUACUCCGCCACGGUAUCUGAUAUAAUACCAUGUUUCGAAGGUGCGCUGGUACAGGCGACACCAGAGAACAUCAACGUAUUUAAUGAUGCCAUAGAGAAGAUACGCCCCGAAGGCUAUGCGAAUCUAUCGCUGGCUUAUGAGAAAGCCUUCCAGCUAUUGCAAAAGUACUAUAUCCGACGUCGCUGCAACGAAACUUCCACUUGUAAUCAGGCUAUCAUGGUCGUCACCGAUGGCGUCGCUGGUAAUACCACCGAAAUUUUCGAAAAAUACAAUUGGGGUAAUGGCGAGAAUGGCACCAUGAAUAUGAACAUACGAAUUUUUACCUAUUUGCUGGGGAAGGAGGUGACCAAAGUGCGUGAGAUACAAUGGAUGGCCUGCCUAAAUCGCGGCUACUAUUCGCACGUACAAACAUUGGAUGAGGUGCAUGAGGAAGUGCUGAAGUAUGUUGAUGUUAUAGCCACGCCGCUAGUGCUGCAAAAUGAAGAACACCCACCGACAUGGACGCAUUCUUUUACAGAUCGAACGUACGAGCCACGUGAAAACGACACUGGUACACGUCUAAUGAUCGCCGUGGGCGUGCCUGCCUUCGAUCGUUCCUACCGCAAAGAAAACUCUACGAAACGUGCACGUCUACUCGGGGUGGCAGGUACGGAUGUGCCGGUGGAGGAUAUCGAUAAACUGACGCUGCCUUACAAGUUGGGCGUAAAUGGCUAUUCAUUUGUGGUCUCCAACAAUGGUUACAUGCUACUACAUCCAGACUUGCGUCCGAUUUCCAAAUCCGGAGAACUCAAUCCCAAUUACAACAGCAUAGAUUUCACAGAAGUGGAACAUCUUUACGAAGACUUGCAGCCACGUGAACCGGGCGAGUCCAUACUUCAACUACGUAACGCCAUGGUGCAAUAUGAAUCUGGCGAAUUCAAAGACAUAAGCGUUAAGUUUCAUUACGAUAAUAUGCGUCGAGUAUCCGAGGAGAAGCAGGACUACUUUUUUGCGCCUCUACCGAAUACACCAUUUUCGCUGGGUAUUGUGUUACCUAGUGAGUAUGGCAAAACAUGGAUUAAGGUGGGCGAGGAGGUGUUGAAGAACAAGCACAUGAAGGUGAAUAUUUCGGACUAUUUUGUGGGUGAAAACUGGAAGGUACAUCCCGGUUGGGUUUUUUGCAAAUACCAUUACCUAGAAGGACAUGAAUUCAAAACACCUGAAGAAGAGUUACGUCACUUUCUUGCCAAGAUGAUGCAAGACGAUUGGAAGUGGUCUGAGCAGUAUGAGGAGGACGACUCAGAUCAUGAUGACAACGAUGAGAUAAAUUGUGGCCGCAUCACACUCGACGAUGAUGCCUACUAUUGCAACAAGGAGCUGGUGCACCUGCUCAUCUUCGACGCCAAAGUUACAAAUUCCAGUUAUGGCCAAUGGAAAUUCGCCAACAACGAGGAGCGCAAUUUGAUCGAGAGUUUUGGCGCCACACUACGCUUUGUCGCCACGAUGAGCGGCUUGACUCGUUGGCAGUUUAUUUACGGUGAGGUGGAAGUGGAAAAUGAUCGAGAAUUCGGUGAUUACCAUACAACAGCCAUUGAUGAGACUUGGUACAAGAGCGCGAUAUUGCAACAUCAUCAAGAGCGCACCGAAAGUUUUGUUUACAUGGUGAAGCAUGCCAGUGAUCCGGCUGAGGAUAGCGAAUUGAUGGUGACCGCUUCGCAUGCUAUAUUUCCACGUGAUGGUGGUAAGGAGGCGCCCGCUUGUGUGGUCGGUUUUCAGUUCUCCCAUGCGCGAAUGAUGGACCGUUUCUUCAAUAUAACUUCAGUAGAUAAUUGCCAUGGCUGCAUAAAGACCUGUUUGAGCGAUGAAAUCGAGUGCUACGUCAUAGACAAUAAUGCGUACAUUGUGAUCGCGCAAAACGUCAAUCAUACUGGCAAAUUUUUUGGCGAAUAUCAAGGCGAUGUUAUGCAAGCAAUGGUGGAUAAGAACUUUUUCCAAGCCAUUAAUGUUUACGAUUAUCAAGCACUGUGCCGCGAGGAUAUGGACGAUUCCAGUGAUGCGCAAUCGCUUUUGCAUCCAAUUAGACUAUUUAGCUUGGGCUGGCGUUGGUUGGUAGCACAGCUCUUCUGGCAGUAUGCGCGCAUCAAAUGGUGGGUAGAUGCAGCACCAUUCUUGGAGUACUCCGAUGAAAUCGACGAUGAUUAUGAAGCCGUCCCUGAUGCAUUUUCGCGUCAGCCGCAGAAACCCAAAGAUAUCAGCGAUGAUGGCAAAUUGUUAUUUGAGAAGAAGAAACCCGAACCGGUGUAUACACCUUGCGAUACGGGUUCAACACUUUACGUUUUGCAGCCGAAUUCACUCGAGGAUAUAAACGACUAUAUAAAAGUGCCAUAUUCACGUCCGUUUUAUUUAAAGAAAAUACCGAACACCAAUCUUUUGUUGGUGGUGGUAAAUGUUUUGAUGCCAUCGAAAGGUAUACGCCUGAGCACAGAGCCGCAACGUCUAGAAUAUGCUAAGGAAUUUCCAUGCUACAAAUUUAAUAUGAGCUUUUACGAGCGAAGGCGUUUAGAGGAAUGCUUUACGCAGCACCCAGAGGAGGAAAAAUAUACAUAUUGCGGCGACGCGGCAGCCCUGCGUUUGGACAUUGUAAAUUUAUUGAUAACCAUAUUUAUAUUUUUAAUAACGCGCUAUUUACGCACUUAAAUGUUUGUAAAAAGUUUUUUUUUAACUAUCGAACGAGGGUAUGUAUGUAAAUACAAUUUUUUAAAGAGCUCUAGCUGCAAUAACUAAGAAACACCCUAAACACGAAAAAUUGUAAAAUUAUGUCACAAAUAAUUCAGCACAAUCCUCUUUACUGUAUUGACUAUAAAUGCUCCUAGCGUUCUCUCUUAUGUGAAAUACCAUGUAGACUUAAACGGAAACGCCAAAAAUUACUGAACAAAAUAAUUGAAAAGAAAAACUUAAGACAAAAACC